AGAAAAUGAGGCAGAAGGAAGCGUUAACCAAGCCCUUCCAUGGCGCAGCCCUUGUCUGUAGGACUCCGACCACCCACGUUUACAUGUUUGAGAAUGGCGAUGGGGACUCGGGGGGCUCCUCUGAGGAAGAGUCCCACAGUGCAUCCCUGCGGCCCCGGCACAAGGAGUGCCCGAAGAAGGGUGCCCACCGCCCUCCACAGCCAGGAGCAGGGGAUGUGGUGCUGCUGCAGCGGGAGCUGGCCCAAGAGGACAGUCUCAACAAGCUUGCUCUCCAGUAUGGCUGCAAAGUCGCAGAUAUCAAGAAAGUCAACAACUUCAUCAGAGAACAAGACUUAUAUGCUUUGAAAUCUAUAAAGAUUCCAGUGAAAAACCAUGGGAUCCUAACGGAGACUCACAAAGAACUCAAACCCAUUUCGAGUCCAUCCUCGGAGAUCAGAGUGACCUUCGAAGAGCAGCCAGAUCCAGACAGGAUGGCUAUAGGCCCUGCUGGCCUGUCCAGCCCGCUGACCGAAUUUUUCAAGGGCAUUGACCAGAAUAUCGAGCAUGUAGUGCAGUCAGAGAUCUUCCUGAGCGAAAGCUACUGCAUAGAGCCCUCCAGUCAGCCGCUACUGCCGGUGUCACCAAAGAUGCCACCAAAUGAUGCAGACUGUGGGAUUCAGUGGUGGAACGCAGUGUUUAUUAUGCUCCUGAUUGGCAUCGUUUUACCAGUGUUUUAUUUAGUCUAUUUUAAAAUACAGGCUACUGGUGAGGUCUCCAGUAGCUUGAACACAACUGCUGUCCCCAGUGACUCCAUCGCAGAGAGUGCAGUUCCCGAGCAAGCCCCCACCAGGUCUGUGGGUCCACUGCCCACCACCCCCUUUUCAGACAGGAGGUUCAGCCCAGCCACCUGGGCGGGAAACUAGCCAUAGUUUGUAAAGAGUCGGAUGGCUUUAGCAGUCUGGCUCCCAAUGCGCGCAGCUAACGGGGGCCAGAUCUUCGGGUGCUGGAUUUCCUUUUGUCUGGCACAUGGUCAUGUUUUAGAAGCCAUAUUUUUUGUAAUACUCACCCUGGGGAGUAACCUUAGCUGACCCAAAAUACCAGUGCCCUUAGCGUGCAACAUCUGGAAAAGCGCACCAAGACAUUGACACCUGACAGGUGCCAUUUCUUACGGGCCUCUAUCUAGUGGACCGGCACUGUCUGCCCAGUAGCGCAGAGGGGCCCCAAGGUAGAAUGACCCUGGUCAGUGGCCCUUCAGCACAGGAACCCCUGGGAUUGGCUUUGGUCACCUGGCUGCCACCUGUGGUUUGUUGCAUUCCUGGCAGAGGUGCUGUGCAAUAAUGGUGUGUCCCCGUUUUAGGGUGACAGCUGAUGGUUGUAACAAACUCUACUUAUUUCAUCAGUUUGCCUCUCUUGCGGCACUGUCAUUUCCAAAGUCUAAACUCCAGAGCCACUACAGUACUGAGCAGCAUUAGCUCUGUCCCUCAUACUUAGUCUGCCACAGAGGUGCGUUUUAUGCUCUGCCUGGUGUGACCAGUUCUGGGCCAACACGCUUGGGGGUCGUCAUCCACGGCUGCCUGACGAGCAGGCCCACAGCGUUGCUAAGUAUUCCUGACAGAAGCUCUGGCUGCCAGUGGCGCUGUGUAGCUAGGGAAGAAUGAGGUCCGAGGGGCCUAGCUGGAUGGCUGCGAAGGUGUGGCUGAGAGCAGCAGCCCCUGUGCGCACCUGGAAGGGCAGUGUGGGCGAUGGGCAUUGCUCCCGGCUGCCUCCCUGACUGUUCUUCGAGGAGUCCUAGAGCCACGGCCCGAAAAUGGGAAAUGGGUUAAAAUGGGCCUCAUAUCCAAAGAGCAGAGAAACCUGAUGGAGGCCUCCAAGUCACUCUGGCUGUGGAAGGCCAGAGAAAGCAUACGGAUGCCAUCUGCUGAAGUUGGCCCGUCUCGCGGUCAAGGCAACAGUGGUGUCAACUGUGGGGUCUUGAGGGCCUCACACGUUGGCCACUGAGGGGGCCCUGCUGGUUGAGCGCGGUCAUGGAGACGAGAGCCUGCUUUGCGGGAGCCUGCGUUGGGCCUGUGGAGAUGGUUGGCUUAGCUGCAGCAAUGUUUCUAGAGAGAAAGGGCAACGCUGAGCUUUGGGUACGGUUUAUGGCAUUUGACGCAGCUGGCUCCUGGCUAAACAGAAAAGGUGUCAUGCCAUGAAAGAAACAUGUAGCAGAAGAGUACUUGACACCCGGGUUCCUAAUUCUCAGUUUUGUGGAAAGCUGAGUUUUGCCCCAGAUUGAACAAGCAAAUUUAAAUACCUUCAAAAUUAAAUUUGAGACUAGAUGGUUUUCAGGAUAAAAUUGUAAAUGUUUACUGAAAGAAAUAGUCAGAUCAGAGAAUGUUUUUCCCGCCAAGCGUUUGUGCUGUCCCCGAGGGGCACUGGUAUUUCAGCCCGUCACCUUGUCUACAGGCAGGGCGCGGCGUCUUUGGGAAAAUGACCUGCCAAGCCAAAACUGAAUUAUCUGUAUCUUUUUAUUUUUUUAAAUGGAAUAAAACAAUUUCUUCUG
Condylura cristata (star-nosed mole) is the source of this 2521-nucleotide messenger RNA. It is a transcript of the gene LYSMD4, whose product is annotated as LysM, putative peptidoglycan-binding, domain containing 4. NCBI's taxonomy places the organism in Eukaryota, Metazoa, Chordata, Mammalia, Eulipotyphla, Talpidae. Bases 6 to 902 code for a protein of 298 amino acids. The transcript has 2 exons. The record is from RefSeq and is a predicted model, not a curated record.